Molecule: messenger RNA, 2497 nt
Organism: Lolium perenne
Lineage: Eukaryota; Viridiplantae; Streptophyta; Magnoliopsida; Poales; Poaceae
Product: exocyst complex component EXO70I-like
Biological process (GO): exocytosis
Cellular component (GO): exocyst
Molecular function (GO): phosphatidylinositol-4,5-bisphosphate binding
Source: RefSeq, a predicted model, not a curated record
ACAAAACGCGUCAUUCGUUUUGUAUUACAGUAGAAAGGAUCUCAGAGAUUUGUCUGAUGCAUCGUGUCGUUUCUGAAGAGGAGCAAUCUCCAAAGAUGAACAUUUGUCCCCAAUCCACAGCGCAUCAGUAUACAUCAGCCAAGAAACCUCUGCUUUGCUCUCACCGAAGCACUGCCACCGUCCAUCGGCGAUCACGCGGUCCAGUUUUCUCCUGAUCGACAUAUAAGACGACAUUUGUUUGAGCCAGACAUCGCAGUACGCACCGCACGACAUAGGAACGCACGCCGGCCGGCCGGCCAAUGUGUCCCACCGGCACCACCGUCGCGAUGACCGCGGCCGGCACCGACGACACCACCCUCGCGAAGCUUCAUGCCUCUCGAGCGGCGAUCAUGUCGGUGCUUGCCACCGCGACCGAGGCCGAAGCCGCCAUUGAAGCGGCCGGCGACCGCAUCGGCGACCUCCUGUCCAGCUCCUCGCCGUCGUCCUCCUCCAAGCUCCAGUCCAAGUCCGUGGCGACGAGCGCCCUGCGCGCGCGCAUUGACCGUGCCGUAGCCCCCGCCGAGCCGCUCCUCGCGUCGCUGCGCCUCGUGUCCUCCCUGGCGGGGGAGGCCUCGCAGCUCCCGGCGAACCCGGCCGACACCGAGAGCGCCGUCGCCUUUGUCGACCGCGUGGACCAGCUGCGGGACGCCAUCGAGGAGGCGGUGGCGCGAGGGGACGAGGCCGUUCGGAGGGUGGAGGAGGCGGUGGGAUUCCUCGGCCGCACCACGAGCAAGGCCGCUGGGCGCGGCCGCGUGCGGCGGCUGACGGAGGCGGCGUCCGCUCUGCGCGCCGUGUACGAGACGGAGGCCGAGGCGAUGCGCUUCGAGGGCCCGCUCGACGAGGCCCUGCUCGGCCUACAGGACCUCUUCGAGGCGGUCCUGCUCAGGCUCAAGCACGCCACGCCUGCGGACGAUGCCGGCGACACGGAGGAGUACGAGCUCGGCACUGACGACGAGGUGGACGCCGCCGCGAGGAUGGCCAAGACGCUGGCCGGCAACGACUGCCUGGACAUCUGCGUGGACAUCUACGUGAAGGCGAGGUACAGGAGGGCGGCCAAGGCGAUGAUGCGGCUGGACCCGGCGUACCUCAAGGUGUACACGGCGGAGGCCAUCGACGGCAUGGAGUGGGAGGCGCUGGAGUCGGCCAUGGCGCUGUGGAGCCCGCACUUCCACGUGGCCAUCGCGUCCGUGCUCACCGCGGAGCGCCGGCUGUGCGCGCGCGUGCUGGCGCACCUCCCGCCGACGGUCUGGCCCGAGUGCUUCGCCAAGAUCGCGGCGCGCAUCGUGGCCGCGUUCUUCCGCUUCGCCGACGGCGUGGCCGCGGCCGCGCGCGAGCCGCAGAGGCUGUUCAAGCUGCUGGACAUGGUCGACGCGGUGGGCCGCGAGAGGGGGCGCCUGGACGCGCUCUUCUCCGGCGAGUCGGCCACGCUGGUCGCCAUCCGCGAGCGCACGCGCGAGGUGGAGCGCGCCCUCGCGCGCGCCGCCGCCGCCGUGUUCUACGAGUUCGGGCUCCGCGUGGAGACGCACUACAUCGCGGGGGCCGACGCCGUGCAGGUGCCCAAGAUCGUCCGCUACGCCGUGAACUACCUCAAGUGCCUCGCGUCCGACGACUACCGCGGGCUCAUGGACACCGCCCUUCGCGCCGAGCGGGAGCGCGGCGGCGACGGGAACGACGGAGAUGAAGCCGUAGCGGAGAGAGGAGGGAGCAGCGCGGCACUAGCGGAGGCGGUGUCGAACGUGCUGGAGGCGCUGCAGCGGCACGUGGAGGCGGCGCGCAGGGUGUGCGCGGACGCGGCGACGGCGCACGUCAUGGCCAUGAAUGCAUACUGGUACAUCUACAUGCGCGCCCGGGGCACCGAGCUGGCGAAGCUGAUCGGGGAGGAGGCCAUGAAGCGGCGGUACAAGGCGGCGGCCGAGGAGGCGGCGUGGGAGUACCAGGACGUCGCGUGGAACCCGAUCGUCCGGCGCCUAGGUGGCAGCGGCGGCAAGACGUGGCCGCCGGAGGAGGCGCGGGAGAAGGCGGGCGCGUUCGCCGGCGCGCUGGAGGAGAGGGUGAGGAAACACGGCGCGGAGUACAAGAUCCCGGACGGCGACCUCCGGGCGCAGAUCAGGGUGGCGGUGACCAAGUCGGUGCGCGGCGCCUACGCCGGGUUCAUGAAGGCGAACGAGAGCGCGGUGGCCGGCCGGAGACGGGAGUUUCUGCCGGUGGACGUGAUCGAGAGCAUGGUGGGUCGCGUGUUCGACGAGAUGGGCGACGGUGAGGUCGGCAGCGUCGGCCGGACGAGGAGCAGCGGCCGGGCACGGCGGGACAGCGGCAAUGUCGAGGGGUUCGAGGCUAACUGAAAUUUCCGCGCGAACAUCAUGGAUUGGCCGCGCCAAUGCAUCAAGCCAGCAACCACUCGAUCAGCAGUCCAAUUUCAGCGUGAAAUAAAUUUUUGGCAUGAAUGUUCUUGUAAUUA